UUUAUAUAUUUGUGAUAUUAUUAUUUAAAUUUUUUCAUUAAAAAACAUAUUUUUACAAACUUCGUAUCCUUCGUAUUGUUCCGCCUUCGUAUUGCCAGAACCACGCACGCAUGCGUGAGAUUAUAACAACAAUUCAAACCAAUUUGAAUAUAGGUUAGAAUUUGUUACUCUUUUUUUUAAUUAUGGAUUUACAGUGUAUAAAUACAAUUGAUUGUAAACAAGGAGCUGUAAGAGCAGUGAGAUUCAAUGUUGAUGGAUCAUACUGUUUAACCUGUGGUUCAGAUAAGAAGAUAAAAUUAUGGAAUCCAUAUCGGGGACUGAUGUUGAAAAUUUAUGGAGGACAUGGGAAUGAGGUCCUUGAUGCAGCUGGUUCAAAUGACAACAGCCAAAUUAUAUCAGGAUCAGCUGAUAAAUCUGUGAUAACCUGGGAUGUUUCAACUGGUGCUCCAUUAAGAAGGCUUAGAGGUCAUGCAUCAGGUAUUACUUGUGUAAAAUAUAAUGAGGAAUCCAGUGUCGGAAUAUCUGGAAGUUUGGAUAAUACUGUGAUGAUUUGGGACCUGAAAUCAAGAAGGCAAGAACCAGUUCAGAUAUUGAAUCAGGCAAAGGAUUGUAUAAACUCCAUACAAGUUACAGAUCACGAGAUUUUAACUGGAUCUGUUGAUUGUUCAAUUAGACGAUAUGACAUCAGGAAUCGAAAAUUACAUUCAGACUUCAUUGGAGCACCAAUUAUGUCAGUAAAUUAUACUAGUGAUGGUCAAUGUAUAGUAGUUGGCUCAUCGGAUGAUACUGUAAGAUUAAUAGAUAAAAAUACGGGAGAAAUGUUAGGAGAGUAUUUAGGACAUAAAACAGAGGACCUUAAUGUGGAAAGUGCAUUAUUAGCAAGUGAUAAUCAUAUUCUAUCAGGGUCUGUAACUGGAGAGCUCUGGUGCUGGGAUUUAGUGUCUGGGAAGGUCGUAAAGCGCUUUGAACAUACAAUUAAAAAAGUUUUAAAUUCUGUAAGUACACAUCCUGUGAAAGAUGUAGUGCUUACAGCUUCAGUAAAUACUAUUAAGUUAUGGGAAGUAUCUGAGAUUAAAGAAGAUUCUUGAAGGAAACAUGUAUUAAUUUAUAAUUACCUGAAUUCAUAUCAGAGCUUCUCAACCUUUUAGCCGCUCGACCCUACAUAUUUGUUUUCUGCAACCUAGUUCUAAG
This is a messenger RNA of Nicrophorus vespilloides, 1191 nucleotides long. Its product is annotated as WD repeat domain-containing protein 83. Gene Ontology annotation, molecular function: protein binding. NCBI's taxonomy places the organism in Eukaryota, Metazoa, Arthropoda, Insecta, Coleoptera, Silphidae. The record is from RefSeq and is a predicted model, not a curated record. Gene Ontology annotation, cellular component: catalytic step 2 spliceosome. The transcript is spliced from 5 exons. Bases 183 to 1088 code for a protein of 301 amino acids. Gene Ontology annotation, biological process: mRNA splicing, via spliceosome.